AUGGGCGAUGCAGGCCGACGAGCUUCUCGCCGCAGCACCCGGCUAUCCGAAGGUUCUGAGCAGCGAAUGUUGUCCCAGCCGCCGGUGUCACCGGACUCCGAGGGGUCAGGGCUAUUCACUGGUGAUGGUCAAAACGGCUUUCAACGCAAAUCGGAGGUCCGUCAUCCGGAGCGACCCACCGAACUGACACUCGUUCUUGAUGCAGACAACAUCGACGAGAUGAAGUCCAUCGUCUGGAAAUUCACAGAGCAAGGGGCGUGCGUGAAGGCCCUCAACAAGUACUGCUGCCCCAAGGCUACGCCAGAAGACAUUCGCGCUGGUAAUAUUUUGAUGUUCGUCAGUGAAGAGUUUGUCUUGGACAAAGAAAAGAAGGUCACCCAGCGAAUUUGGAAAGAUGAGCAGCUGGAAAAUCAGUUCCUCACUCUGCGUUUCCGGGCGUGGGGAUGA
Symbiodinium necroappetens is the source of this 447-nucleotide messenger RNA. The record is from the annotation of a GenBank genome assembly. NCBI's taxonomy places the organism in Eukaryota, Dinophyceae, Suessiales, Symbiodiniaceae.